AUGAUAGUGGUAGAAAAAAUUAAGAAAUUCGAAUCGUUGAACCGCCGCACCCACAAGAGGAAAAACAACGAUUUUCCAAUUGAAACAGUCGUUAUCAAACGAUCAAGCGUCCCAUUAACAGAGGAGGAAACUAAAGUACUCGUCAAAGGCUUAAAUUAUGCAGUCGCUCCAAAGAAGUUUCCCAAAGAAGAAAUUAUAUGUGAAGUGGAAGCGGUUAUUCGCAGAAUACCUGCAGUGAAAGCAGAAGAAGUUCGUCAAGACAUAGCGAGAGUGCUUAAAACAGCAACGCCACCAAAAUCAAACUUAACAAUGAACGAAAGAAGAGCACUACGAACGAUAAGGGAAAAACCGGACAUUAUCAUCCUACCAACGGACAAGGGGAAUGCGACUGUGGUUAUGGACAGAAAGGAAUACGACGACAAAAUCAAGAGUCUUUUGGACCCAGCCACCUAUAAGAAAAUAAAAAAGGACCCAAUCGAGAAGAUAGUAAGGAAGAUGAAAGAACUGGUAAAAACCACAGAAAUCCCAGCAGAUCAACAGGAAAGCUUAUUCGUACAGGCUCCAGUACCACCAAGGAUAUAUGGAUUACUCAAAAUCCAUAAACCAGCCCUAUUGUCAGUGCCAUAA
This is a messenger RNA of Onthophagus taurus, 627 nucleotides long. NCBI's taxonomy places the organism in Eukaryota, Metazoa, Arthropoda, Insecta, Coleoptera, Scarabaeidae. The record is from RefSeq and is a predicted model, not a curated record.